Molecule: messenger RNA, 2376 nt
Organism: Schistocerca gregaria
Lineage: Eukaryota; Metazoa; Arthropoda; Insecta; Orthoptera; Acrididae
Product: organic cation transporter protein-like
Exons: 13
Coding region: 416-2056 (546 amino acids)
Biological process (GO): transmembrane transport
Cellular component (GO): membrane
Molecular function (GO): transmembrane transporter activity
Source: RefSeq, a predicted model, not a curated record
AACAGUCUAAAGGCGGGCGCAGUAUGUACGAUUUAGUGCGUUUCAGCGAGUCUGUCAUGACCUACUGUUGAGACACAAGCCGGGACAUACACUUACUCUUAAAUAUCGAACGGACACUGAAGACAGCUCAUCUUCGUUGUUGGGACAUAUAGGGAUAUUCAUAAUCGAGAGGCGACCCAGUACGUGGAGGCCUGUGUUGGCAGCACUGCACCGCUGUCGCGGUUCGCCGUUCCACAUCAUCCGGCUGCAGUCGGAACUGGCGGCGUUGACGCGGCGGAAUAUCUUUUUGUACAACAUUGAUAAAGAAGAGGGCAAAUAGUGCUGGAUGUGGCAGCUUCAUUAUUCAUAGCAAGACCUCACCAGUGAUAAUCUCAGAUUGCAUCAAAGCUGCUCUUAGGAUUAAUAUACUGAAAAAAUGGCUUAUGACGAUAUUUUGAAGUACUUGGGAGAGUUUGGACGUUACCAAAAGCGUAUUUAUUUCUUCCUCUGUUUGCCUGCAAUAUUUUGUGUUACACACAAACUAGCAAAUGUUUUCUUACAAGCUAAAACAAAACAUAGGUGCCACCUUCCUUAUGAAAUGGAUAAUAGUACAUAUUUUAUGACACCUGAGGUAAUUAAUAUGACAAUUCCAUGGGAUACUGCAGCAAAGACGUGGUCAUCUUGUCAGCGGUUGGAUGCAAAUUUCACCCAAGAAUAUUUUGAUGCUGGAAUACCAACAAAUAACACUGUGGAUUGUGACAGUUGGAUAUAUGACACGACGACUUACAAGAGCAGUGCAGUAAUGGAGUUUAACCUGGUCUGUGAAUAUGCAUGGUUAAGUGCAACUGCUGAUGCGCUGUUCAUGGUUGGAGUUCUUCUUGGCUCUAUAAUAUUUGGUGACUUGUCAGACAGAUUUGGGCGGAGACCAAUUUUCUUCCUCUCCCUCGUCCUCCAGGUAAUUGGUGGAAUAGGAGCAGCAAUUCUGCCAAAUUAUUCAUCAUAUGUUGCAGCUAGAAUGUUGAUUGGUGCUACUACUUCUGGAGUGUUUUUAGUAGCCUAUGUUAUAGCUAUGGAAAUGGUUGGUCCAAGCAAAAGAAUGGUUGCUGGUGUGUUGUGCCAAGUAUUUGGUACAAUUGGUUACUUGUUGACUGCAUUCUUUGCUUACUUUAUAAAAGAAUGGAGAAUUUUGCAGAUAGCAUUUUCUGUUCCUGGAGUGCUUUUCUUAUCCUACUGGUGGUUCAUACCAGAAUCAGUAAGAUGGUUACUCACAAAAGGCAAAACUGAUGAAGCCAAGCACUUGAUUCUCAAGGUAGCCAAGGAGAAUAAAGCAGAUGUUCCAGAUGAUGUGCUGGACAAACUACUAGAAGAAGAGAAAAUUCAGGCACGGACUGCAGCUGCUGUUCAAAAGCCAUCUCUGCUGGAUCUAAUGAGGAACAGCAAUUUAAGGAAGAAAUCAUUAAAUAUAUUUUUCCAGUGGUUUGUCAUAAGUGGCACAUAUUAUGGUUUGUCAUGGAACACAUCAAAUCUUGGAGGAAAUGAUUAUCUCAAUUUUUUCAUAGCAGGAGCAGUAGAAUUUCCAGCAAAUAUAAUUUUACUGUGUACCCUGAAUAGAUGGGGUCGUAAAACAUUGAUGUGUGGAACAAUGCUUCUAGCUGGUGCUGCUCUCCUUUUAACACUUUUUGUGCCUUAUGAUAUGACAUGGCUGAUAAUCACAUUUGCCAUGAUUGGAAAGCUUGGUAUAACAGCAGCAUAUGGUACAUUGUACAUAUUCUCCGCAGAGCAGUUUCCAACUGUUAUUCGUAAUGUUGCUCUUGGUGCUAGCUCAACAUGUGCUAGAGUGGGAGGCAUACUUGCACCAUAUGUUAAUCUUUUGGCUGAACACUGGCAGCCACUACCUUUGCUGAUAUUUGGUGCUCUAUCUUUGGCAGCAGGAGUUACUGCACUUUUACUUCCAGAAACAAUGAAUCAGAAAUUACCAGACACUAUAGCAGAAGGAGAAAAUUUUGGAAAGGUAACUGAUGAUAAACAAGACAUUAAUGGUGAUGUCCUUUUGGAGACCAAGGAGACCGAGAAAUGAAAGACAUGAAAAUUUGUGAAUUAUAUGCACUGAUGGACAUUGUACACAAAGCACUCAUUGUGUUAUACAAAUGUAUAACACAAAAUGGCGAAAAUACUUAAUUUAGUGGUCUUUCAAUUGGUGAUAUAUGCACACUGUAUUUACAUUGUUCAGAUAUCUCAUGCCAUGAAUUUUUUGAGCAGUUUUGAAUUAUAUGUCAGCCACAACUUUUAGUACAAGAUUUUUACGUAAUGCAUAUGAUGAUCUCUGGCACUAUGUUUUGAAAUGAGAAUAUUUUCAAGAAGCACAAAUCGAUCAAUAAAACAACUUUUUAUAUUUUG